Molecule: messenger RNA, 2262 nt
Organism: Chanos chanos (milkfish)
Lineage: Eukaryota; Metazoa; Chordata; Actinopteri; Gonorynchiformes; Chanidae
Gene: mybl1
Product: v-myb avian myeloblastosis viral oncogene homolog-like 1
Exons: 16
Coding region: 1-2262 (753 amino acids)
Biological process (GO): regulation of DNA-templated transcription
Cellular component (GO): nucleus
Molecular function (GO): RNA polymerase II cis-regulatory region sequence-specific DNA binding; DNA-binding transcription factor activity, RNA polymerase II-specific
Source: RefSeq, a predicted model, not a curated record
AUGGCCAACAUGAAAUCCCGUGGUGAGGAUGAGGAUGAAGAAAGACACUCUACAGACCCCGAGUGCAGAGACUCCAAAAACUCCAAGAAGACUGUGUGCAAAGUCAAGUGGUCUCGGGACGAGGACGAGAGGCUUAAAAAACUCGUUGAGCAACAUGGCACUGAGAAUUGGAGACUGAUCGCUAGUUAUUUCCCUUCAAGAACAGAUGGGCAGUGUCAGCACCGGUGGCAGAAGGUCCUCAACCCAGAGCUGGUCAAAGGACCCUGGACAAAGGAAGAGGACCAACGGGUAAUAGAACUGGUGCAUAAGUAUGGACCCAAGCGGUGGUCCGUCAUUGCUAAGCACCUGCAGGGUCGUAUCGGCAAACAGUGCCGGGAACGCUGGCACAACCACCUCAACCCUGAGGUCAAGAAGACCUCCUGGACCCAAGAGGAGGAUCGCAUCAUAUACGAGGCCCACAAACGACUGGGCAACCGAUGGGCUGAGAUCUCCAAACUGCUGCCUGGGAGGACGGACAACUCCAUAAAGAAUCACUGGAACUCCACCAUGCGGAGGAAGGUGGAGCAUGAGGGGUACCUGCAGGAGGACACCAGAAGCUUCAGCAUGGAGCCAGCCGUGAAGAAACGCCACAAACCCUGUUCCACAGCAGAUAUCCUACAAAGACAGGACCAGCUGCAUAUGAAUGGUCAAUCACAGUUGGCGGGAUACUCGUAUGGUUCUCUGAAUGGACAAUGCAUGGAGAGCAUUACUGAAACGACCAGCUUUAUGUCGCCGUGCCAAGACGACCCUGACAAAGAGCAGAGAAUUAAGGAGCUAGAGCUUCUGCUCAUGUCAGCUGAGACUGAAGUCAGAAGACAAUGCAGCAUCCGUAACCCAGAGCGCUACUCCAACUGGUCAGACAGCCUGGCGGAUGAUACCAUGACGACCACAGAGAGCCUGGAGGAGGGCGGGGUUGACCUCUGUCAGACGGAUGAGACUCAGGGCUCGGCAAUGCCACUCCAGGUCUCUCCCAGCAAGUUCCUGGCAGUGGAGGCCAGUGCUGUGCUCUCAACUCUACAGACUAUCCCAGAAUUCGCCGAAACCAUGGAACUCAUCAACUCGGAUCCCAUGACCUGGAGUGAAGUGACCAGCUUUGAUGUCUCUGAGGCGGCGACCCCUCCUAAGCACCCAAACCCGACCGGGCUGUACCCCCAGCAGGCCAGGGGCACAGAGAACAUGGGCUACAACCUGGAGACGCCCGUCAUGUCGGAGCUGGGCCGACAGUGUGCCCGUGUGUGCCAGGGCAAACCCGCCCCUCAGUCGUCCCCCACCGUGGCCAGGUUUGGCUCCCCCCCUGCAUCCAUCGUGAGGAGGAAGAGGAGAGAUCGGGGAGAGCAGUCUCCCUCCGAUGACAGGAACUGCGCCUCCUUUUUAGAUGCGAGCAACAACUCACCCCAGAACACACCUGUCAAGGCCCUGCCCUUCUCCCCCUCACAGUUCUUCAACAUAUCGGGUGGUGAGCACUUAAACCUGGACAAUCCGGCACUGACGUCCACCCCAGUAUGUGGACAGAAGUGUUUCCUCAGCACCCCACAUCAGAAGGAAACAACACCCAAACAUCAAAAGGAAAAUGCUGGAUUCAGGACGCCUAAGAUCCGGAAGUCCAUAAUGGGCCACACCCCUAGAACACCAACUCCAUUCAAAAACGCCCUGGCUGCACAGGAGAAGAUGCAUGGACCCUUAAAGGUGGUGCCUCAGCCAUUGGCUUUCCUGGAGGAGGACAUCAGAGAGGUACUGAAAGAGGAGACAGGGGCGGACAUCUUUACCCAAACUCACAGUCAGCCUGAAUACACAGCCUGGAAACAAGAGCCGGACGCUCCUGCCAGGAAGGUGAGGAAGACUCUGGUAUUGGACUCAUGGGGCAAAGAUUACCUUAACGUACAGCUGUUUCCUCAGGAGCAGAUGAACAACAACAUUCAGGGCGACGGCCUGUUGACCAGUUCUCUGCUGAUGACGACUCUGCCCGAGAGAGAGGAGCACGUGGAAUCUCCCAGCUCAGUGAAAGAGGAGUCCUGUGUCCCCGCCUGCCCUAUCAGCCCCAGGCCCGAGAAGGAGAUCUGCGUGCGGAGGUCCUCCUUUUAUCAGACGCCAACACAGGUAACCAGCGAAUGGGAGGCCGUGGUUUUCGGGAAGACCGAGGAUCAGCUGAUCAUGACGGAGCAGGCCAGACGCUACCUGAGCUCCCAUCCCUCCACCUGCACCUCCAGAACACUCGUCCUCUGA